AAGCAAGUGGUCUGGGGACGUUUCGCCAGGAACACAAUAGUACUGAAGAUGUCCUGGUUCUGGUUUUAUCUGCCUCUCCAUCUUCUCAUGGCGGCUUGCUUGUGUCAUUCCAUAAAAGCACCCACCACCAGUUCCCAACAGAGCUUCAAGACCGAUCUCUUCAAUUUCUACCACUCCCUGAUACUUGCUGAUGGUAAGGAAACUACAAUUCACCUGCUGAAGGAUAUACCUAAAAGGUACUACUUUGUUUUGGAGGAAGGCAGAGCCCUUGCACCUUUCACAAUAACAGUGACCCCCUGUGAUGUUCCCAUCGAAUGGAGCAUACUUGUGCACAAGGCUUCAGCAAGUUUCCUUGGAAAAGCAGCACGAGGUGAUCAUGAUACACAUGAGGUCUCAAAAUCUCAGAAGGCUCCAAGCAUGGUGUCAACCAUUUUUAACUAUAAGGGAAAUUCUGUAGAGACUUACAUGGGUAUGUCUUCUCAUUCUGCUCUUUACGUGCUAGAGUUCUUAUCCACUGAGCGAGACACACACAUUACCGUGUACUUAACAACUGACUCAGCAUCUGGGCACCUCUAUCCAGAACUUCCAAUGGAUCCACGCAUAGAUGUUACUGGCAUUGGGCAUACAACAGUGACUCUGACCUGGAAACACAGUCCCUCUGUCUUGCAACAUAGAGAAAACAUCCAGUACUGUCUUCUAGUUAAUGAAAAGCACAACUACAAGAGUUUAUGUGCUGCUGAAACAGCAAUCAGAUCCUCUGGAAUGAAACUGCCACCUACAUUAGCUUUGUCUCUCUCUCCGUACCUUCUUGAACCACAGCAGGUGAUGAUAUUGUCCAACAGCGAAUUGAGCAUCAUCAACAAAGUGAGUAGUGGGGAAGUCAGGCAGAUAUGCAUGGGUACCAAGAACACUUACACAGUGCCCAAUCUCAGUCCCAGCACUCAGUAUUACUUUGACGUUUUUGUUGUCAACCUCCUCACAAAUGCCAGUGCUGCUUACACCGGGACUUUUGCAAGAACACUGGACGAACCUGAACCUAAGGUGAUGGAGCUGAAAGAUGGGAAAGUGAUUCAGGUUGUCCUGGAUGGGAAAAAACAGAAAUUCUACAGUCUGCAGUACCAGGCGAGGCACAAGAAAAUACAAUUCACCUUUCAGUUGUGUCGUGGCCAAGUACGGGUUCACAUAACAAAGAACGGUAAAACAGUGGCAUCAGAAAACAUCUCAGGGCUGAGGUAUUUCUCACUGAAGGGAAAGCUGCUGGACACAUAUUUGGUGCAACUGAGGUCCAUAGAGGAAUCUAACUCUUCUGUGAAAGUACAGGUGUCCCCCCAUUUCCACAAGCCCUUAUUCCCACUUCUUCCAGAGAGCUUAAAAAUUAAGUCCUUCAGUAAACUGAGGACCUGCAACUCUGUCACCAUUGCCUGGCUAGGAACACAAGAGGAGAGCAAGUACUGUGUAUACAAGAAAAGGAUUGAAGAAGAUCAGGUCUGGAUGGAACUGCAGAGUGCGGACAGGUGCUCUGGACCUGAAUCUCGACACAAGUCAGAGAAAGUGCUGUGCAAGUAUUUCUAUGAUAUAAAUCUCCAGCGAGCUGUCACCACAGAGACCAUCAAAGGGCUGGAUGCAGGGAUGCUUUACUUGUUUGAUGUUUAUCUCUUUGGGCCAUCUGGCAUCCCUGUCAGAUAUCACAGCAAAGUUGUGAAGACCAGAAAAAAAUGUUGAAGGUUUUUAAAGAAAUGUUUUGAAGUGAGUGAAUGAAGACUAUUAUCAAAAUCUAUGCCAA
This is a messenger RNA of Gymnogyps californianus (California condor), 1783 nucleotides long. RefSeq names its product protein NDNF-like. The transcript is spliced from 4 exons. Gene Ontology annotation, molecular function: protein binding. The record is from RefSeq and is a predicted model, not a curated record. The coding region runs from base 49 to 1722 and encodes 557 amino acids. Gene Ontology annotation, biological process: extracellular matrix organization. NCBI's taxonomy places the organism in Eukaryota, Metazoa, Chordata, Aves, Accipitriformes, Cathartidae.